GUCCUGCUGCAUAACCCAAGUGCACUUGCUCUUCAGGACAGAAAGUGAUGACUGGAAAAUUCUCCUUCAGGAUUUUGUGUGAAGCUGGAACAGCAGUGCAAAAAAGGAAGUACGGCGCUAAAGCAAGGAUGAGUGAGAGGCCCGACAAGCCAAAGCGAAAGGCAUGAGGUGGCAGGAAAGCCAAGAGACCAGACACCAAUUGAUUUCAAUGUGAACACAGAGCCAUGCCGGCUCCAAUGCCAGCCUGGAACAAGAGGACCAAACUCCUGCUCACACUGCUCUUUAUCAUCUACAGCCAUCAGGUAACAGGUUCACUGCUUGAAAGUCUGAUUGCUAAGCGGAAUGAAUACUCGAAGAACUGCAAUAAAACUCUGGUAGCGAGUGCACUCUCAAUAACUGGAAACUACUGCAAAGGAGCGUUUGACAUGUUUGUGUGUUGGCCCCACUCUUCUCCUGGAAAUGUGUCCGUCCCCUGUCCGUCUUUCUUACCGUGGAUCAGUGACGACAAUUCUAGGAGCGCACAUAGAGAAUGCUUGGAAAAUGGGAGAUGGCGACAAAUGGAGAACUCCUCCGAGCCCUGGAGGGAUGUCUCAGAGUGUGAGGAGCACCAUUACUUUAAAGACAAGGAGGAUGAAAUGCUGCGCCAUACAGCCCUCAGGCUCAUCUCUGUCAUUGGCUACUCCUUGUCUUUGGUGUCUCUCAUAUUAGCCACUCUGCUAAUGGGCAUGCUAAGGAAGCUCCACUGUACCAGGAACUACAUCCAUAUGAAUCUGUUUGUGUCAUUCAUCCUGAGAGCUGCAGCUAUCCUUUCUAAGGAGAUCAUAAUGCACAUCAUGUAUUCCAACCUACCAAAGGACGACCCUGGAUGGAACACCUACUCGAGCUCUCCGAUAGUGAUAAUGUGCAGAUUGUCCAAGGUGUGCAUGGAGUACUUUGUGGCCUGUAACUACUUCUGGCUUUUGGUGGAGGCCAUUUUCCUUCAUACGCUGCUCUUCACUGCUGUGCUGACCAAGAGGUGUCUGCUGAAGAAAUACAUGCUGCUAGGAUGGGGAACUCCGGCCUUGUUUGUGACACCAUGGACAGUGGUCAAGAUUUUAUAUGAAAACACAGAAUGCUGGUCCAUUAUUAACAGAGGGUUCUGGUGGAUCAUAAAGGGCCCGAUCACUUUAUCAGUGUUAGUUAUUUUCUUUAUCUUCAUUAAGAUUCUGAUGUUGCUGCUGUCCAAGCUGAAAGCAGAUCAGGUGAAAUUUACCGACUACAGAUACAGCUUGGCCAGAGCAACACUGGUGCUGAUUCCUCUGCUUGGAAUCCAUGAAGUAGUCUUCACUGUGCUGAUAGACGAGUGUGUAGAUGGAAGCAGUCGCUAUGCUCGGAACUUUGUCAACCUCACCCUCAGCUCAUUCCAGGGGUUCUUGGUAGCUGUUCUGUACUGCUUUGCUAAUGGAGAGGUACAAGCUGAACUAAAAAAGCGCUGGCAGCUCUUCUUGUUCACCAACCACUUCAAGGUCAGGACCUGUUUUCGGGGAAUGCCCCUGAAGCACCUGUGGAAAUGUACUCGAGGACAUCAUCCGCGGUGCUCUCGGCAAAGUGACUCCUAUGACGAGGGCGGCAUUUCAACAAUGCACCCCCACCUGCUCCAGGUGGCUGUGCACGGCAGAGGCAGAGUACUCGGAAAAGGAGAAGUUAAGGGUCAAGCGCUGAAUGGCUAUGAUGUGACAGGACUUGAGUUCCUCACCAGGAAGAGUCUAUCCAGUAGCGAUGGUGAGAUGACGCUUGGGGAAACCAUGGAAGAGAUUCUGGAAGAGAGUGAAUUCUGA
Molecule: messenger RNA, 1817 nt
Organism: Maylandia zebra (zebra mbuna)
Lineage: Eukaryota; Metazoa; Chordata; Actinopteri; Cichliformes; Cichlidae
Gene: glp2r
Product: glucagon-like peptide 2 receptor
Biological process (GO): adenylate cyclase-modulating G protein-coupled receptor signaling pathway; cell surface receptor signaling pathway
Cellular component (GO): plasma membrane
Molecular function (GO): peptide hormone binding; glucagon receptor activity
Source: RefSeq, a predicted model, not a curated record